Messenger RNA from Mycena citricolor, 1852 nucleotides. The record is from the annotation of a GenBank genome assembly. Lineage: Eukaryota; Fungi; Basidiomycota; Agaricomycetes; Agaricales; Mycenaceae.
UUGACAUGUGCAAUUUGACUCUUGGGCCGGGCUGUAUGCAGUCCAUAGUUGCAUCCCCAAACACCCUCAGUUUACUCCAUGGGCUUGUGGACUUGUUUCCACCGCUCUCAAAUGCUCAGAUCCACACCUACCCGCGUGUAUCCCGAAUGCACCGGAGUACAGGAACGCCUGACAAGCUGACGUCGCCUAUGCACCGGCGACCUUGAGUAAGGAAAAGUCUACCUCGUCCUUUUCCCGAUGUCCUUCACCAGACGGUCUGAUCAGCGCACAAUCACGAUACCGAGCACUGUUGAUGAGUUCACGGCACGGUACUCAGAAACCGGAACACAGAGCAACCUGAGUUUCUAUGAUGCUUUCAUCCUCCCAGGUCAAGAGAAGCUGACCACCUCUGGGUCCGUCGUCAAAGCUCAAGCGCUACUUGCUUUCCGCGUGGUCCCGAUGCUGGGUCUUCACCCGAGGGAUGUUAUACCAGCCUGGGAGAAGAUACCCGUGUCUACUGAUCCCGAUUGUCGGGACAUGUUAAACAAGCUGUGCGCAGCCAGCUCAAUCGACUUGGGCUCUGUAUCGCUGAGCAGAAACAACGCGGAGAACCCCGAAUUGCACAAUCUCAUUCGUCUGAUGCAGUUGGAGCGCGACGUACCCGAUCCUUUCUUUCCUACGCCGCUCGACAUCGACGGAGCCACGACGUUUGCGCGGAAAUCCAUGUCCCAGUUCAUCACCAACCCUUUCCUGACAGUGUUUCUCUCCCUGCGAGAUCUGCGCGCGCGGAGACUGGCGGAGCACUACGAGGAUGUUCGUGACGGUGCCUCAGUCGCGACGAAGAGCGGCGUGACGGGCGAGAGCGACGAAGACAAGAACGAAGUGGCCAGCGAGGAAUUGCUCCAUCGUCUCAUGGACAUCGUGCUAGUAUACUAUUCGAGGAAGACAAAGGAUCAAGACUGGUUGCGAAGCACCGGGGCUCAACUACAGUUGAGCUGCUCUUUCACAUGCUCGCCGAAUGACCUAGAAGAAUUCCGUCGAAUACCCAAGCCUAAAGAAAACGGAAGGAUGGAGGAAGAAGGCCCUCGUCAACGCAGCAACUCAAAUCCAGACGACCUCGAGUCGGAAGCAAAUAAACAAGCGGUAAAGCAACUGGAACGGGACAAGAGAGCCAACCUGGACAAGGCCAGCACGAAUCGUGUGUUGUCGGACUUGCGCGUCAGACCAGCCAGACUGAAGCUACUCAGAACAGACAGCCGAGCGGAUCAAAUUCACUGCCAAAGAUGACGGUUACAUGUAUCUCGCUCGGGCUGGCAAGAAGUCGGGUGGCAAUCGUUUCUCCAAGAUCCCCGUGGUUCGAUAUGAGGCGAAACGAUUAGUUCUUCCGGGACUUCCCAUUUAUCGACAACGCGAAGCGCAGCUGACCAAAGAGCGGGAGUUUUUCAAGUCCGCAACCAGUCAGGCCAUUGAUGUGAAUGAAGGAGAAGAGAUGACGGAGGAAUUGCUCAAGCUGGUCGCUCAACAGUAUGCAGAGAUGCUAACGGGGAUAUACGUCAAUCUUCACUAUGCUGCCGACUACGACACCCGCGCGAGACUGGUUCCCUCAGAGAGUGAGGAUUCCAAGAAGAAGUCAACAAGGAAGAGAAGAGUCUCAAGUCGAUGCUCGACUCGAAGGGAAAGAAGGCUGCUGCGACGGCUGCUCCAGAUCCAAACUUCUUUGCGGAGGAAGUUGACGACUGUGAUGACCCUGAUAUGACGGGUCUGAAACCGAGAUGUUGUCCACCAAACCUGUCGAUAAGAAACAGGAUAAAAAGAGACCAAGACCAAGAUCAAGACCGAGACCGAGACCGAGACCGAGACCGAGACCGAGACC